Messenger RNA from Gadus morhua (Atlantic cod), 2527 nucleotides. RefSeq names its product V-type proton ATPase subunit C 1-A. NCBI's taxonomy places the organism in Eukaryota, Metazoa, Chordata, Actinopteri, Gadiformes, Gadidae. The transcript has 13 exons. Gene Ontology annotation, molecular function: proton-transporting ATPase activity, rotational mechanism. The record is from RefSeq and is a predicted model, not a curated record. Gene Ontology annotation, biological process: proton transmembrane transport. Gene Ontology annotation, cellular component: lysosomal membrane; vacuolar proton-transporting V-type ATPase, V1 domain. Bases 659 to 1807 code for a protein of 382 amino acids.
UAUAGUACCGAUAAUGAACACAAAUGCCAAGGUUCCAACCGGCCGCAAAUGGAAUGCCCAAAAUGAGGUUGACCAAGCUGUCGGUCGCCUGCAACACCGGGAGAUUGUGGCCAGAGUCCAGGCAGGAAGAACAGGGCUAGGAUGGGGAGAGGUGCCAAGCCUCUGGUCCAAGGCGAACCCUUAGGAGUGGAAGGAGAUGGUGGUGGCAGAGGUGACGAGGAUGGAGGAAGAUUGCUACAAUAUCAUGGCUGUGUCGCAGGGCCGACAAGGAAGCUGGACAACCUGGGAGGGACUUGUUAACCGGAACAUCAGUUGAUCAGACCUAUGGAAGAUUCCACAAACAAGACUCAGCUUCCUCAUUCGCUCAAACUACGACACCCUUCCCUGUCCUCUGAACCUUCACCAGUGGUUUGGGAACGAAGAAUGCUGUUGACUCUGCAAUGCCCCCAACGCAAGCCUCCAGCACAUCUUAUCAGGCUGCAAGAUCGCGCUUUAACAGGGGCGCUACAGAUGGCGCCACGACCAGGUCCUGAGAAUACUCGCCGAAGUGCUGGAGGUGUGUCGACAGGGUAACGAAGAACCACCAUCAGCAGAGGACCACACCAGCUUUGUCUCAGAAGGAGGGGAGCCCCUGUCUGCCACCUGUCUAUUAGCAGCCAUGACUGAGUUCUGGUUGAUCUCCGCUCCGGGCGAGAAGACAUGUCAGCAGAGCUGGGACAAGAUGAUGAUGGCCACCACACACACCACUAACCUGUCCACCAACAACAAGUUCAACAUCCCAGAUCUCAAGGUUGGAACACUAGAUGUCUUGGUUGGUCUGUCGGAUGAGCUGACAAAACUUGACACCUUUGUCGAGAGUGUGGUGAAAAAGGUGGCCCAGUACAUGGCAGAUGUUCUGGAGGACAGCCGAGAUAAGAUCCAGGAGAACCUGUUAGCUAACGGAGUUGACCUGGUCACAUAUGUGACCAGGUUCCAGUGGGACAUGGCCAAGUAUCCCAUCAAACAGUCGCUGAAAAACAUCUCUGAGAUCAUCUCCAAGCAAGUGAGUCAGAUUGACAACGACCUGAAGGCAAGAGCCUCGGCCUACAACAACCUGAAGGGAAACCUGCAGAACCUGGAGAGGAAGAACGCGGGCAGCCUGCUGACCAGGAGUCUGGCAGACAUCGUCAAGAAAGAAGAUUUCAUUCUGGAUUCUGAGUAUCUUCUAACCAUGCUGGUGGUCGUACCAAAGAUUAACUAUGUUGAGUGGCAGAAGACGUACGAGACUCUGUCUGAGAUGGUGGUCCCCCGGUCCACUAACCUGUUGUUUGAGGACCACGACAGCGGCCUGUUCAGCGUCACUCUCUUCAGGAAGGCCAUCGAUGACUUCAAGCACAAGGCCAGAGAAAACAAGUUCACUGUGCGGGACUUCCAGUACAACGAUGAGGAGAUGAAGGCCGACAAAGAGGAACUGACGCGGCUGUCCACCGACAAAAAGAAACAGUUUGGUCCCUUGGUGCGGUGGCUGAAGGUGAACUUCAGCGAGGCCUUCAUCGCGUGGAUCCACAUCAAAGCGCUGCGUGUGUUCGUAGAGUCCGUCUUACGCUAUGGUCUGCCGGUGAACUUCCAGGCCAUGCUCCUGCAGCCCCACAAGAAGAACGUCAAGAAGCUGCGCGAGGUGCUGUACGACCUGUACAAACACCUGGACGGCAGCGCAAACAUCAUAGACGCUGCCAUGGACAUCCCCGGGCUCAACCUGAGCCAGCAGGAGUACUACCCCUAUGUGUACUACAAGAUAGACUGCAACCUGCUGGACUUCAAGUUCUAGAGACCACACAUAUCAUCCCAUCGGAUCAGCACAACACUCGCAAACCAAAUGCUACCUUCCUUCAUUUCUUGUGUGUUCAGAGUUUUUCUUUUCAGUUUUCUCUCUCUCGCUCGCUCUCGCUCUGUCUUUUUCUCUUUCUUGCGACCUCUCCAUUACAUUCCAAAAACGCUACUUAAGUGUUUAGUGCAAUCUGUUCCAUCUUUCUCCAAAGUAUCCAAUGGAGAGCUAUCCCCAUUGCUUGAAUCAUCCAGGGCACUGUCUUGUCUUCUAAUCGUAUUUAUACUUAGUCAUUUUCCCCCAGUCUAUCUACACAUCCUUCUUAGUGAGACUCAAAGUAGCAUGGGGAGUUCAGGGUUAGUGGGGGAGACGGACUGAAAGAAAAAAAGCUGUAUGUUGAUCAUAUUUAUAGUAGAGACAAUAGCUGUAGUGUAGACUAUAGCUCUAAAGCUCGUGUUUUUUUAUUUUUUUUUACGGUGCUUUGUCUGUAGUGUUAUGUGUGAGGAACUUCUGGUUAAGAAGUCAUUGUGAUUUUUUUUUCUUCCAAAACCUUUUCUUCAAAGAAUUGCUUCAAGUACUUGUGAAAUUUAAUGCUGUUCUUCAAUCGAAGAAGUCCACUGUAUUCAUGUAUAUUAUGAUUAUCCGAAAACUCAUCUAUGUGCAAAUACUGUCUAAUUCAAUAAUAUUGUAAGUAAUCAUCCAAAUAAAUAUAUAUAACUUCAA